Homalodisca vitripennis (glassy-winged sharpshooter) is the source of this 1355-nucleotide messenger RNA. RefSeq names its product ATP-dependent Clp protease ATP-binding subunit clpX-like, mitochondrial (gene ClpX). The record is from RefSeq and is a predicted model, not a curated record. Gene Ontology annotation, biological process: proteolysis; protein catabolic process. Gene Ontology annotation, molecular function: ATP binding; ATP hydrolysis activity. Gene Ontology annotation, cellular component: mitochondrial matrix. NCBI's taxonomy places the organism in Eukaryota, Metazoa, Arthropoda, Insecta, Hemiptera, Cicadellidae.
GUCUGAGGUUGUACAUGCUGAAAGGAGGUCCACUGCGGGGACUGUUGACGACGUCGUUCAGACUGAGGUCGAUGGAGGGAGGAAGUGGAGGCAGUGAGUCACCCGGGAAGGACCAUCGGAAGUCUGCCGGCGGGGGCAAGGGCACUGACGGACACCUCAUCUGUCCCAAGUGUGGGGACCCGACAACCCACGUCGAGACUUUCAUGUGUGAGCACCCCACUCUUGCGUCAUCCAGGUUCGUCAAAUGCGGCAAGUGUGAUCAUUUCUUCAUGGUCCUGUCAGAGGUGGACAGCAAGCGCAGCAUGAAGGAGCAGAUGCGGGAAGAUCCCAAAGCUUCAUCUUACGUUAGGAAACCCCCUCCACCACCUAAAAAAAUCUACGAGUACCUGAACAAGCACGUAGUGGGUCAAGAGAAGGCCAAGAAGGUGUUGUCUGUGGCCGUGUACAACCAUUACAAGAGGAUAUACAACAAUAUCCCUGCCCAGAGCAACACGAGGCAGGACGUCACAGUGAUGGAGCAGAACAUAGGCGGACAGUCCGCCAGCUUCGUGUUCCCCAACAGAGUGGACUUCCUGAACCUGAGCAAUAUGGGGCUAAAUCCCGCAGCCCUGGGAGUAGGGUUCCAGCCAGAACCUUCAGCGGGCCAGGAGGUGCGCAGAGGACAACAGCCUUCCGCUAACGCCCUCGGCAGCGAUAUCUUGGACUCCAACAGUCACGAGCUGAGGCUGGAGAAAAAGCAACAUUCUGUUGUUGGGACCUACUGGCUCAGGUAUGUGGUACAUGGUAGGGAUGGAGUCUAGAGGUUUAGUGAGAAGAAACAGAGACAGCAUCGCUCAACCAAUCCUCUCGGCAGUGACAUCUUGGACUCCAACAGUCACGAGCUGAGGCUGGAGAAAAGCAACAUUCUGUUGUUGGGACCUACUGGCUCAGGAAAGACACUGCUGGCACAGACAAUAGCCCAGUGUCUAGAUGUACCGUUCGCCAUCUGUGACUGUACCACGCUGACGCAGGCCGGCUACGUGGGAGAGGAUAUCGAGAGUGUCAUCGCCAAACUGCUGCAAGACGCCAACUAUAGUGUAGAGAAGGCACAAGCAGGUAUUGUGUUCCUGGACGAAGUGGACAAGAUAGGAGCUGUACCUGGCAUCCAUCAGCUGAGGGAUGUGGGGCGGAGCGAGGGGGUACAGCAAGGCAUGCUCAAGAUGCUGGAAGGCACCAUCGUAAAUGUUCCUGAGAAGAACUCACCACGAAAACUGCGUGGUGAGACAGUGCAGGUAGACACCACGAAUAUCCUGUUCGUGGCAUCUGGAGCAUACAAUGGUCUCGACAGGCUGAUCAGUCGAAGGAAAAGUGAGAAG